AUGGGUUCAUCGAUUCUCUUGUUAGCUAUAGUUGUAAGUGUUGUCAGUGGAGCAGAUGUCUUAUUCAAAGAUCCCUCCAAAAGAAUUCAAAAAUGUCUUGAAUAUUUAUCAAGUGUGAAUAAUCGUGAUGAAAAUUCAGUUCUUGAAAUCAUUAGUGUAAAGGAUUAUGUUACAGCUUUAGAAUAUAAUAAAUUAUUUAAGAAAGUAAUGAGUUAUAAGAUUCAACUCAAAUAUACAGAGUAUGCAACGUUAGAUUAG
This is a messenger RNA of Heterostelium album PN500, 258 nucleotides long. RefSeq lists its product as uncharacterized. The transcript has 5 exons. The record is from RefSeq and is a predicted model, not a curated record. Bases 1 to 258 code for a protein of 85 amino acids. NCBI's taxonomy places the organism in Eukaryota, Evosea, Eumycetozoa, Acytosteliales, Acytosteliaceae.